Messenger RNA from Vanessa atalanta (red admiral), 1878 nucleotides. It is a transcript of the gene Gdi, whose product is annotated as rab GDP dissociation inhibitor alpha. The transcript has a single exon. Gene Ontology annotation, biological process: vesicle-mediated transport; small GTPase-mediated signal transduction; protein transport. Lineage: Eukaryota; Metazoa; Arthropoda; Insecta; Lepidoptera; Nymphalidae. Gene Ontology annotation, molecular function: Rab GDP-dissociation inhibitor activity. Bases 124 to 1455 code for a protein of 443 amino acids. Gene Ontology annotation, cellular component: cytoplasm. The record is from RefSeq and is a predicted model, not a curated record.
GACGUCAUCGCCGGCAGACAUAUUCGUUUGAUUUUCUAAAUCUUCCGACAUUUUGACAUUUGUUCUCCGGUUCUUAGUGUGUUUUAUCGUAUAAGAAUUUAAUUCGAAGCACUUUUUGUCAGCAUGGAUGAAGAAUACGAUGCAAUUGUUUUGGGCACCGGCCUAAAAGAGUGCAUUCUUAGUGGUAUGCUCUCCGUGUCUGGAAAAAAGGUUCUACACAUUGAUCGUAACAAGUAUUACGGUGGUGAAUCUGCGUCAAUUACCCCGUUAGAAGAAUUAUUCGCAAAGUUCAACGCGCCGGCACCGGAUGAAACGUAUGGUCGAGGCCGUGACUGGAAUGUUGAUUUAAUACCCAAAUUUUUAAUGGCGAAUGGACUCCUUGUAAAACUACUGAUCCAUACGGGCGUUACCCGGUAUUUGGAGUUCAAGUCUGUCGAAGGUAGCUAUGUGUACAAAGGUGGUAAAAUAUCCAAAGUACCCGUUGAUCAAAAGGAGGCCCUUGCAUCUGAUCUAAUGGGAAUGUUUGAGAAGAGGCGGUUCCGAAACUUUUUGAUUUAUGUGCAAGACUUCCAAGAAGAAGAUUCUAAGACAUGGAAGGAUUUAGAUCCGAGCACAGCCAACAUGCAAUCCCUCUAUGACAAAUUUGGGCUUGACAAAAACACUCAAGAUUUUACCGGUCAUGCUUUGGCACUUUAUCUAGAUGAUAGCUACCUCCAGCAGCCCGCUAUUCAAACAAUUCGUCGUAUCAAGUUAUAUUCCGAUUCUCUUGCCCGAUAUGGUAAGUCACCAUACUUGUACCCAAUGUAUGGCUUGGGUGAGUUGCCUCAAGGUUUUGCCCGACUCUCAGCCAUCUAUGGGGGUACCUACAUGUUAGAUAAGCCCAUUGACGAGAUUGUUCUUGAUGAGGUUGGAAGGGCUGUAGGUGUACGUUCUGGAACUGAAGUGGCUAGAUGCAAACAGGUCUAUUGUGACCCUAGCUAUGUUCCUGAAAGAGUUCAUAAGAAGGGAAAAGUCAUUCGUUGUAUUUGUUUGUUAGAUCAUCCUAUUACCAACACUAAAGAUGCUCUGUCUACCCAGAUUAUCAUCCCGCAAAAGCAAGUUGGAAGAAAUUCUGAUAUCUAUGUAUCUCUGGUGUCCUAUACUCACCAAGUUGCCGCCAAGGGCUGGUUCAUUGCUAUGGUGUCUACCACCAUUGAGACUAAUGACCCAGAGACUGAAAUUAGACCUGGAUUGGAACUCUUGGGACCCAUCAGGCAAAAGUUUAUUUCAGUGUCAGACUACUAUGAACCUACAGAUGAUGGCAGCCAAAGUCAAAUCUUCAUCUCUGAAUCAUAUGAUGCGACUACACACUUUGAAACAACUUGCUUAGAUGUUCUUAAAAUUUACAAAAGGGGCACUGGUGAAGAUUUUGAUUUCUCCAAAGUAAAACUGGAACUGGGAGAGGAAGAACAGUAAAUAUUGCCGUAUUAUAUAUAUAUUGCUUGUUAAUUUUGAAUAUUUGUUUAUAUACUGGCUAAAGUAAUUAAUAAAUGUUCAUUAGGGAUUAUGGGAAAAAAAAUUAUAAGCUUCGAUAAGUUGCUGUAGAGAUGUUUGAGCAGUGCUCCUCCAUUUGUUACUCCCAGCUGUUUUAUUUUACUGAACAAUAAUCAAAAAGUAUAAGGAUUGUUAUUUAUAAGAUUUAUUCAACAUUUAAGGUUGCUUUUAUAUAUAAUUUAAGAAAUAUGAGGCAUGUAAUGAUCUGCACAAGUAGUUAUGUGCAUUGGUAAUGCAUUCCAUUCCGAUACUUUUUCAUCAUGUAUCCAUAUCAUAUUUGAUAACAUGUCAAUGUAUGAAUGCUCAUUAUAAAACUAAAUGUUCUGUGUAAGAUCAUAUUAAAUA